Misgurnus anguillicaudatus (oriental weatherfish) is the source of this 2803-nucleotide messenger RNA. RefSeq lists its product as uncharacterized. Gene Ontology annotation, cellular component: centrosome. Gene Ontology annotation, biological process: spindle organization. The record is from RefSeq and is a predicted model, not a curated record. NCBI's taxonomy places the organism in Eukaryota, Metazoa, Chordata, Actinopteri, Cypriniformes, Cobitidae.
UCAUAAUCCACACUGGUGGUGGCUUCUGCAUGUGAGAGUUUGCCUUUCAGAGCGAUUUAACAUGGCAUCUUUUAUAAAGAGCGAGGAGCAGCGCAGUGAUUUUUAUAAAAUAUGGGCAUACGAAAAUCUACAAUUCAAGUAAGUGCUCGUGUGAUACGUUAUUUAGGCCUACUUUCUCGAAUUUAUUAUUUGUCCUAAUCCUAGUUUAUUUUUUCUCAGUUGAAUUCACCUGUUUGCGAUAUAUUCCAAAGAACAGCUUUAAAGUUUAGUAAUGCCGAGACUGCUUGCCGUUGCCAUGAUAUAGUAAAUUGAAUUGUAGUGAUCGAUCAAUAAUGCUAUUCAUUUGUAGCGUUUCCGUUAAAGACCGGAAGAGGGCAGCAUUUUCAAGCGUUGUCUAAAUCAGUGGGCGAUUUUGUCUAUCACUGUGUUUUACAUUAUUAUGCUUUCUUAAUGCUGCAUAAUGUUACAGUCAACGAGUGAGGAUGAAACUUCAGACUGAUCUUCAGUCACAACAACAAAAUCAUCGUCUCAGAUGGAGGAAGACCAAGACAUAAAGGCUGACAUUACAUCCCACCCUGUCACCUCCAAAUCUCCAUACCAAUCUCAGUUUCCUAGUCACACUUUGCUAAACAUUCACCAGAUAGGUAAAGACAUCAGGCAAAAUGCUGCAAAAUGCAAACAAGACCAUCAAUACCCUCCUGCCACGUGGUUAACUGAACCACAGCCUUUAAUUUCAGGACUCCAGCAAAACAAUAUCCCAAAAGAUUACAAAAACCUUCAUAACAUUAAAGCACUGAAUCAUCAUUUCACCUUUUCUUCUCCAAGUGAUUCACACCAUCAGUCGCACUCUCCAGUCCAGCAGAAGCCACCGUCCAUAGAUCAAACAUGGCAAAACCCAUGGGUUGGUGUAAGGCAAGGGCUUAUACCUACAGGUCACUUCACUCCUGCUGGUGCUUCCUGGCCACGACUUCCUGUGAUAAACCCAGUGCCAUGGGGAAUGAUGGAUGUGCCUGACUCAGGUGGGGAAAAAAUCCAGUGCAGUGAAACAGACCAGGAAAAUCCAACAAAAGAAAUGUUGAACCCACCAAAGGAGAGCAAGCAGAGACUAAAACACAGGAGGAGGGGAGGAGAGUGUGAUCAGCUUUCUGAGUUGGACUGUAGACCAGUACAUCUGUUAAAAGACCACAAAGCCAGUGUAGACAGCUCUAUGUCCUUUGAAGUUGACAAAGUUUUGGCUUGUGGGAUGAAGCACAGGAGAAAGAAAAGAAGAGAUAGGACACAAUCACACCUCGCAGCAAAUGAGCAGGAAUCCCAGUGUUCUUCCACUGUGUCACAAGAUGCCCUCCUGUCAGCUUCGGGUGGCCAGACUGACCCAAAGAGAAGAGUGAACCAUCAGAAACCAUCUGCAGGAGCUAAGAUGGAUACCAGCAAAGAAUCCAUUAAUGCAGAGACCGAUGUUGAUGGAGUGAUACAAGAUGAAGAGGAAAAGGAAGAAAGUUGGGACCAAGAAAAACCUCUAAGCUCAGACAAAACAGAUGGAACCGAAGAGCUCAACCAGAAACACAGCACAGAGGAAGAAGAUACUGAUGAAGGCGAUAACAUUGAUCUCAUUUCAGAAGAUAAAAUUAGUGACAGAAAGGUUGCAGAUGAAAGUGAGGAAGAGGAAGGCAGUGAAGAUGAGGAGGAAGCAGGAUUGGAUGAAGCACAAGGGAGUGAAGAAGAGGGGAGUGAGAGAGUGGUUAGGAACAGAGAUGAUCUCAGUGAUGGAGAAGAGAGAGAGAAAGAAGGAGAUAUUUCAAGCAACAUACCAGAUUCAGACAGUGAAGAGGGAGGAGAGAAAACUGAAGAAGAAAUUGAGGAGAACAGUUCACAAGACGAGCUAAUCAAAGGAACUCAAGGAAGAAGAGAUCAGAAUGAAAGUGAAGAAGAGGAGAGUGACAAAAUUGUUCAUGUUCAGAUUCAUAACAACAGUCUGAUGAUGAUGAAGAUAAAGGAGUUGCAGGCAGCUGAUGAGACUGAAGAGGAAGAGGUUUACAAUCAAGAAAUUGAAGAAGAUGAUGAUGAAAAUGAUGAGCAAGCAUAUCUCUGGUCCAAACACACCUUAUAUGAUCAAACAAAGUGUCAUGAUGAGGAUGAUGAUAAUGAAGAUAUUGAAAUUGUUCUUAAGCCACAAGUCAACUCCCAAGUACACCCGAAGGAUGAUGUGGAGAAGACCAAGCAACCAAAUGAUUUACCAUCAGAUUCAAGUGAGGACGAUACACCAAAGAAGACUAAAAAUGAGUCGGCGGAGUCAGACGAUGAGUUUGAUCACUUCUACGAUUAAACCAGAAACUAGAACAUAAAUGGGGAACAAAGUAUCACAACCUUGAAUGAAUGCAGCAGACAGAAGCCGCAAUCAUUCUGCGCUUUUAGAAAACGGGUAAGGUGCACACCCUAAACAACAGCCGCAAAGAGACGAGAGAGGCACAAGGCUGAGCAAUGAAUAGAGGAAUCAGAUUACAAAGGGAUGAAAGAGGAAGAAAGGGAUAAAUAGAUGCUGGGUGUCCCUCGUCUGUUUUUUUGUGUUAUUUGCUGGUAGCUUAUCUGACUGUCCUGAAAGAAUCGUACCACUGUCACUGUGCAAACACAGGUGGAUUGCCUCGCCUGAUGGACGCAGAGAUGAAGAGAGAAUAAUAGAGGAGAUUAAUAGAAAAGUGCGGAGGAUGGCAUUAAAUGAAUGGCUUAGUAUGAAUAGCACGUUAUACUGACGCAUAACUGAAAUAGUGUCAGUUGAAUUUAAUAAAAAAUAUUAUUUUAAAGUUUA